AUGUUUGUAAUUGAUCUUGAUUGUCAAAGUACAAAAAUAGGUUUUUGUGAAAAAGUUAAAAGAAACUUGAAUAUUACAGGACAAAAUAUUACCAAAGCCAUAAAUGUCAAAGUACCCAUUGUAGUAAAAAUCACUCUUAAACCAUUAGGUGAAGUAACAAUAGGUCAAGCAGGACUAUCUAGAUUGAUUGGGUUCAAAAGCGGAGAUGGAAUAGUUAGAUUAUAUCCACAAGCAUUGGCGAUGCAACACCAAUUAAGCCAACUCAUAAAUGCAACGGAAUCGGUACCAUACGUUAGCAUUGAUGAUUCUACUACUACUGCUAUUACCAACGCCACCGCCGCACCUCAAACUCCAACAUCACAAAAUUCAUCAAUAAUAUUUAAUGGAUUUUAUGAAAGCACAAAAUUUAAUUCGGAAGAUGAUUUUUAUGCCAAGUUUCAAAACUCCACUAAAUAUAAAAUUGCAACUGAUAUGUUAAAGCAUGCCACAACACCCUUAUCAUUUGGUUUGUUAAAAAAAGGUUUAGAUUUUCAAGAUAUUGUAGUAAACAACACUGCCAAUGAUCAAUUGUUUUAUUUGGAAACUAGUAUAAACCCUUAUCUGCCGGGAUCAAGUGUUAGUCAUGUGAGUCAAGCGUUGUAUUUGAAAAGCGUCGAAUUUCUAAUGACUUUUCAAGAAACUCCAGGUAAAACGUUAAAAGACGCAAUUAAAGAUGGUGUAAGUUAUGUCGGAGGUGCAAUCUGA
Entrophospora sp. SA101 is the source of this 744-nucleotide messenger RNA. The record is from the annotation of a GenBank genome assembly. NCBI's taxonomy places the organism in Eukaryota, Fungi, Glomeromycota, Glomeromycetes, Entrophosporales, Entrophosporaceae.